CGGGUGCAGCCGGCCACCUGCUGCAGCGCGCGCCGGGCAGCGAGGUUCACCAGCGCAGGACCGUCCGGGGCGGAGGGCGGCGGCGCGCGGCUGAGCCGAGUUCCCAGCGCCCGGCCCGCGCCUCGGGCUUCCGCCGGGUCAGCUGACCGCCCAGUGCGGAACUGCGCUCCCAGCUGCCGCUGCCCGCCCGAGCCCAGUGCCGCGCGCCCUCCGGGUCCUGGCCAGCAUGGCUGGGCUCGUGGUCAGUGGAACCCAAGUGUCCUACAUAGGCCAAGACUGCAGAGAAAUUCCAGAACACCUUGGCAGGGACUGUGGACAUUUUGCAAAGAGGCUGGAUCUGAGCUUCAACCUUCUGAGGUCACUGGAAGGACUGAGCGCAUUCAGGAGCCUGGAGGAACUCAUCUUGGACAACAAUCUGCUUGGGGACGACCUGGUGUUGCCAGGGUUACCCCAGCUCCACACCUUAACCCUCAACAAGAACCGAAUCACUGAUUUGGAGUGUCUGCUCGAUCACCUGGCAGAAGUGACACCAGCUCUGGAGUACCUCAGCCUGCUGGGUAACGUGGCGUGUCCCAAUGAACUGGUCAGCUUGGAAAAGGAUGAGGAAGACUACAAGAGAUACAGAUGCUUUGUUCUGCACAAGCUGCCGAACUUGAAGUUUCUGGAUGCCCGGAAAGUAACCAGACAAGAACGAGAAGAGGCGCUGGUCAGAGGGGCCUUCAUGAAGGUGGUGAAACCCAAGGCUUCCAGUGGGGACCUUGCUGCCUCUGCCUUUCCUGAGGAACACCACUACACACCCCUGCCUUCUGCUUCCAGAGAACUCACCAGUCACAGAGGAGUCCUGGGGAAGUGUCGCUAUGUUUACUACGGGAAAAACUCAGAGGGCAACAGGUUUAUCCGAGAUGACCAGCUCUGAAGCCAAGUUCUGUAUGCCUUAGCCUAGUUCACGAAAAUAAAAAGGGAAAGCAACAAUAAAGAGCUAAAGAGAAAACAAUGGCCCA
This is a messenger RNA of Sciurus carolinensis (gray squirrel), 1001 nucleotides long. It is a transcript of the gene Lrmda, whose product is annotated as leucine rich melanocyte differentiation associated. Lineage: Eukaryota; Metazoa; Chordata; Mammalia; Rodentia; Sciuridae. Gene Ontology annotation, biological process: melanocyte differentiation. The transcript is spliced from 7 exons. Bases 227 to 916 code for a protein of 229 amino acids. Gene Ontology annotation, molecular function: protein binding. The record is from RefSeq and is a predicted model, not a curated record.